UAUGCAAGGAGGGGAAAAAAUACAGCCAAAAGAACAACAUUAGCCUCCUCCAUGCUUUUAGCUCUGCCGCCAGUGUAGCAGCCAGCCAGCCUCCACCCCUCUGUCAUUUUAUUUUUAUGUUUUUCAGCGUCACAUCCCCCUGGCCGGAGGAAUGUAGAGACGGAGUGCUUUAAAAAUAGCAUCCUCUCCUCUGACAGCGCUGCUCCGGUGGCUCCGCUGCACUGUGGUGCGAGAAGCAGGAAUGCGAAGAUGGCUGCAGACCUCGGAGAGCUGCUGGUCCCAUACAUGCCCACCAUCAGAGUGCCCAGGACUGGAGACAGGGUUUUCAAGAGCGAGUGCGCCUUUUCCUUCGACUCUCCCGAGUCAGAGGGAGGCCUGUAUGUGUGUAUGAACACAUUCCUGGGCUUCGGACGGGAACAUGUGGAGAGACAUUAUCGCAAAACAGGACAGAGCGUUUACAUGCACCUCAAACGGCAUGUCAAAGAGAAAGCCACAGGAGCUGCAGGAGGUGCCAUCCCCAGACGAAGAAAUGGAAAAGUGUUUCUAGAUUUAGAGCUAAACCGUGAUUUUAACGGCGAGGACUAUGAAUAUGAAGACGAGGCCAAGCUCGUCAUUUUUCCAGACCACUUCGAGAUCCCCUUACCAAAUAUUGAGGAGUUGCCCGCUCUGGUGACCAUCGCCUGUGAUGCAGUGCUCAACGCACCAUCAGCCUACAAGAAGCAGGAGCCUGAAUCCUGGGAGGAGGAGAUCCAGGUGUCCAGACAUGCCAGGAGCCUCAGACAGCUGGAUAAUGGGGUCAGGAUCCCACCCAGUGGCUGGAAGUGUCAGAAGUGCGAGAUGAGAGAAAACCUGUGGAUGAACCUGACAGAUGGAGCCGUGUACUGUGGGAAGUGGUUCUUUGAUGGGAGUGGAGGAAACGGUCACGCUCUGGAGCACUACAAAGAGACCAAAUACCCCCUGGCUGUCAAACUGGACACCAUCACUCCAGACGGAGCAGAUGUCUACUCAUUUGAGGAGGAGGAGGCCGUGUUGGACCCCCACAUAUCAGAUCACUUGUCACACUUUGGAAUAGACAUGCUACAGAUGCAGAAAAGAACAGAGAAUGGCCACCACACAGACAAUAACGCCCGGCCGCGGGUCAGUGAAUGGGAGGUGAUCCAGGAGUCGGGCAUGAAGCUGAAAGCGGUGUUUGGCUCUGGUUACACAGGCAUCAAAAACCUGGGCAACAGCUGCUACUUCGGCACAGUGAUGCAGAUCCUCUUCAGCAUCCCUGACUUCCAGAGGAUGUAUGUGGGUAAUCUUCAGAGGAUAUUUGACUAUUCACCUCUCGACCCCAGCCAGGACUUCGCCACACAAAUGCACCAGCAGAGGGGCGUCUCUCCCCGGAUGUUAAAGGCCCUGGUCAGCAGGGGACACCCAGAGUUUUCCUCCAACAGACAACAAGACGCCCACGAGUUCCUCCUGCACAUGAUUAAUUUGGUGGAGAGGAACAGCACAGGCUCGGAGAAUCCAAGCGACGUCUUCCGCUUCCUGGUGGAGGAGCGAGUUCAGUGCUGUCAGACACGCCGGGUUCGUUACACUCAGCGGGUGGACUACUGCAUCCAGCUGCCAGCUCCCAUCGAGGCGGCCACCAAUCGAGAGGAGCUGCUGGCAUACGAGGCCAAGCGGAGGGACGCUGAGGAGAACAUGCGGGCUCCCCCUGAGCCGGUCAGAGCACGGAUCCCCUUCACAGCCUGCCUGCAGGCCUUCACAGAGCCGGAGAACGUCCCAGACUUCUGGAGCUCAGCGCUGCAGGCCAAGUCAGCUGGAGUCAAGACCUCUCGUUUUGCCUCCUUCCCAGAGUAUCUGAUUGUGCAGAUCAAGAAAUUCACUUUUGGGGUCGACUGGGUGCCGAAGAAGCUAGACUUGGCCAUAGACGUUCCAGACUUCUUGGAUCUGAGCAGGCUGAGAGCCUCUGGGCUGCAGGCGAGUGAAGAGGAGCUGCCUGACCUUAUGCCUCCCAUCGUGCUACCGGAAGACACCAGAGAUAACUCCAUGGGCUCCUCAGACUCUCCAGAAAUAGACGAGGCGGCAGUAAUGCAGCUGGCGGAGAUGGGCUUUCCGCUGGAGGCCUGCAGGAAGGCGGUCUACUACACAGGCAACAUGGGCCCCGAGAUGGCCUUCAACUGGAUCAUAGCCCACAUGGAGGAGCCGGACUUUGCAGAACCGCUCACUCUGCCCUCCAUGAUGGAUCCCGGUCCCUCCACCAGCGAUAGCCCCAUGGGCGCCACCCCGCUGGCCAACUCGCCCCCUGAGGAGAGCAUCGCCAUUCUCACUUCAAUGGGCUUCCCCCGCGCUCACAGCAUCCAGGCACUCAAAGCCACGAACAAUAACCUCGAACGAGCACUUGAUUGGAUCUUCACCCACCCGGAGGAGGAAGAGAGCGACGCCCUUUCAGACAUGGCUGACACGGAGCCCAACGACAACGCUUUCUCCAACGCCAACUCACACAGUGACUCCACGCUGUCCCCAGACAGAGACACGUCGGGCCCGCGGGUCAAAGACGGACCGGGACGUUAUGAGCUCUUUGCUUUCAUCAGUCACAUGGGAGCAUCCACAAUGUCUGGACAUUAUGUUUGUCACAUCAAAAAGGAGGGAAGGUGGGUGAUCUACAACGACCACAAAGUCUGUUUGUCAGAAAGGCCUCCAAAAGACUUGGGCUACAUCUACUUUUACCAUCGACUGUCGAGCAGUUAAACUGAAGUGACCGCCCCCUCCUCCACCGUACAACCUUUUAAAGAACCGCAAGUCUUUCCCCCCCCUAAGACUGGCAGACAACUAUAAUAACAGCCACAGUGAAAACGAUGGAGAUAACCUCUCAGACCAGCUGCUCGCCUUACUGUGAUGUCAUUCAGGAGCAAACCAGGAAAACUGGUCAGAGAAGGAAAGCAAUGUGCUUUUUGUGCAUUUGUGUUUUGUUAUGCUUUAAAUGUAUAUUUCAGUGUUUGUGUUUAAGAAAAGACAUUUUCUUGACAGUGCAGGUGCAGAGGGACGUGUGCAAUUUCCCCUUCUGUACACAAAAUAAUGUCACAUAUCAAAUCUCAUUGUUUCUCCUCUAUGCCUUCAGCUGCUGUGCCAGUAUUUUCAAUGGGGUACAUUUUAUAAAUGUAUAUUGAAAUGGCUUCACUGCCAGCCCUGAGAUGCUCUGCAACUGCAACAAGAAAUUACUGUGCUGCUGGUGGGUUUUAUAUUUUGCUCUCAGAUACAAAAGAAUGUUUUUCAUCCCCUGGAAAUUGAAAUAACAUUAAGAAUUAAAAUGUUUUGGUUGGACACAAAGAGAAAUCACCAACAUACUGUAUGUUCAGACUGAAGGAGAGCACCAAGAAGGCUGUGAACAGGUGUUAACUCGACUGUAGUUAAAAAUACAUUAUUACAGGUUGAGUAAUGGCUCAGACCUGCUUUAGUUCCACCUGGAGGUGAAGUUUGUCCCUUUUAAUGAGAAACUCUCUGAGGUGAACAGGCUGAGUUUUCAAAAUAGAAGUAUUUUCCUUCCCUGAAAGCACUUUGACAAAAACAAGUUCAUAUGUUGCAGCUGAUGCAGUUCAAGUGGACUUUUAUUCACCAGCUAUAAGCAACUGAAUGUGAUAUCUUAAAAUUCAACUUCAGUGCUGCUGAGCCCUUGACGUGGCCCUAAGUCUAUAAAGAGACGACACUAUUGCAUAUAAUUAAUGCCUAAUAUAAGCAAAGCAGUGCUUAUUCCAAGAUAUCAAAUCAGAAGUGCGUGAACUUCUUUCAUUCAUACGCCCAAAUUCCAAGAUAGUUCUUAAACUUAAACUCUCAGCUGCAGCCGGUCCAGUUUGUUUCCUUUAUCACUCUGACAGAUUGAGUCUGUGACCCAAAAGUUAAAAUGAAUGUUUCCGCCUCACCUGUUACCACAUUUUACAGGUCAGUUAACUCAUGUAUGCAUCCGAACUGUUUUCACGUCUAAAGCAAUAUAUGCAACUACAACCAAAUCUAUUCUUAAACCUGCUGUAUGAUCAAAGCUGUAAGGUGACCUAAUAACAGACCGUGGUGCGGUGCUGAAUGUAAAAAUUCAUGGUGCUCACUGCAACCAAAACCUCCUGUUCAGCUUCAACACAAAAACCACAGUGAACGUAGAACUGGCCCUUUGCUGUUGAGUCACUAUGAAUAACCUCAUGCUGGGUUAUAAUCCGCAGACUCUGUACUCUUCUCAUUUAUCUACUCAGUGUGUUCAUAAUGUGCCGGACAGAUUCAGUGUAGAUAUUAUGUGGUUGUUUGUCAAAUAUUGGUGAAUCGGCAGCCUCUAAUAGAGUCUGGUCAGUGGCACAAUACGUAAUUCCAGUUUGUUGACCUUGGCAAGCGGCACAUCUGUCUUUCACUCCGUUGUGCACUUUUGGGUGCAUAUUUUAAAGGGGAGCGCUGCUGAAAAUAGACUUUCUGAGCGAUACUGUAUUACAUAUUUAGAUGAUUUUGGAGUCAUUACCUCUCAUAUUCAAGGAGAGGACAAUCCUCUGACAAUAAUAAUUGAAAGAACAAAAGGAGAGUAUUUUACUGCAUAUCUGAUGAACAUCAAAAACUGUGGAUCAGUCAGGUAAUGCUUUUCUCAAAUGAACUCUGGACAUUGUCUGGAGAUUUAUGUCCGGGCAUGAUCCGGAGUUUCUCUUUCACACAUGUUGCACCCAGCAGGAGAUUGUAUCAGAUAUUUUACCCUCUGGAAAUACUCCGUUUGGUUCAGACCAGUGGUUCCCAACUGCUGAGUCAAGGUCCAACAGUGGGUUGAUAGUCCAUUCUGAGUGGACCGCAAGCAACUUUCAAACAUGUCAACUUGGUAAAAAACCCACCGAAAGGGGGAUUUAUACUGGGCGGCAGACCCUACGCUGUAGCCUGUGCACAUGGCCUAUGCAACCAUUUAUGAGAUGUCUGUGUCACUCUGCAGAUACACCUCUAAAACACUAGUCAGUGGCGGGAAUUCUGUGAAAUGCUGUAAAGUUUAGUUGAUUUAAAACACACAUUAAACAUGGCUUAAUAGAGACUAUUUCAAA
Epinephelus lanceolatus (giant grouper) is the source of this 5042-nucleotide messenger RNA. NCBI's taxonomy places the organism in Eukaryota, Metazoa, Chordata, Actinopteri, Perciformes, Serranidae. The record is from RefSeq and is a predicted model, not a curated record.